AUGAACAGCAACAUCCUCAUCGAUUUAACCAAUUUUGAGUACCUUCAAAAUCCAAGAAUUUGUGAUGGCUCAGCAGAAGAUGUGUUGGCACUUGUUUUGGUUCACUCACACCCCAGUAACAUCAAUCACAGAAACAGACUUCGAGAACAAAUGCCUCGGGAAAUUUUGGCGGAAAUUGGUAUGAGAAGAGCUUUCCUUAUGGGCGAUCCAAAUGUAAGCCAAAAACAAUAUCCGCGGGUUAAUCAGAGCGAAAUAGAUGCGGAAAACAACAAGUUUAAUGAUAUUGUCCAAGGCAAUUUCCUGGAUCACUAUCACAAUCUCACAUACAAGCACGUCAUGGGCCUGACUUGGGCUACGCGCUUUUGCUCUCGUGCGGCGUUCAUAGUCAAGAUGGAUAAUGACAUCAAAGUGAACUUUUUUCACAUACGACAACUUUUGAAGACCACGUACGCUGACAUCAAAAACGUUCUACUAGGAACUUCUCAAGUUAAGACGAAUCCUGUUAGAGCCAUCAGCAAAUGGCAAGUAUUGCAAAAGGAAUAUGUCGGUGAUGAAUACCCUACUUAUUUGAGUGGAUACUUCUACAUUGCACCAAUGGAAACUGUGAGGAAACUGGUAGCAAACGCACACAAAUUUCGAUAUUUUUGGGUUGAUGACGUCUUCGUAUCUGGGAUAAUGGCACAAGACCUGCAAAUAGAACGGCGAAACAUUGACCUCAAGAAGAUUGUGCAUUGGCCUCAAGAAAAAGAGCCUACAAGAUAA
This is a messenger RNA of Hyalella azteca, 762 nucleotides long. RefSeq names its product beta-1,3-galactosyltransferase 5-like. Lineage: Eukaryota; Metazoa; Arthropoda; Malacostraca; Amphipoda; Hyalellidae. The record is from RefSeq and is a predicted model, not a curated record. Gene Ontology annotation, cellular component: membrane. The transcript has a single exon. Bases 1 to 762 code for a protein of 253 amino acids. Gene Ontology annotation, molecular function: hexosyltransferase activity.